Colletotrichum destructivum is the source of this 2968-nucleotide messenger RNA. Its product is annotated as Putative nucleolar protein 10/Enp2. Gene Ontology annotation, molecular function: protein binding. Bases 58 to 1983 code for a protein of 641 amino acids. The record is from RefSeq and is a predicted model, not a curated record. The transcript has 2 exons. Gene Ontology annotation, biological process: maturation of SSU-rRNA from tricistronic rRNA transcript (SSU-rRNA, 5.8S rRNA, LSU-rRNA). Gene Ontology annotation, cellular component: small-subunit processome; nucleus; nucleolus. NCBI's taxonomy places the organism in Eukaryota, Fungi, Ascomycota, Sordariomycetes, Glomerellales, Glomerellaceae.
CAUUGUCGCGCAGAACCCACCCACGUACACUCUCGACUGUGGUGUCCGACAAACACGAUGAAGUUGACAAACCCGGGAACCGUUCCGGUGUACACCGUCUCUGGCGCCUCAACAGCCAGGCCUUUGCCGGACUGGCUGGCGAGACGGAGAAAGCGAUCGCUCAAGAACGACCCCGAGUACCAAAACAGAGUAGAGCUUCUCCAGGACUUCGAGUUCGAAGAGGCCAGUACCUGCAUUCGCAUUAGUGAGGAUGGCGACUGGGCCGUCAGCGCAGGAACCUACAAGCCUCAGAUUCACGUUCACAACCUCCCUCAAUUAUCUCUGUCGUUUGCGCGCCAUACGAACUCUCUUACCGAAAAGUUGACCAUCCUCUCCUCCGACUAUUCGAAAACUCUGCUUCUCCAAGAUGACCGACGCCUCGAAUUCCACACCCCCAUGGGCUGCCACUACACGAUUCGCAUUCCCCGUUACGGAAGAGACUUGCUUUACGACAGGCAGUCUACCGAGGCGCUUGUCCCGGCGGUGGGAGUGGAUCAAGACGGCCUGGGCGAAGUCUUCCGGCUGAACCUCGAAAUUGGCAGGUUCAUGAAGUCAUUCCAGAUUGAUGUCGGCGGCGACGAAGAAGGGGCUGGUCUGCAGGGAAGCAUUGAGGCAGGAAGUGUCAACGCUGCUGCGCUGGCAGAGGGUACCCACGGCCUUGCCGCAUUCGGCACGUCCAUCGGCACAGUCGAGUUUUGGGACCCCCGAUCGAAGUCAAGAGUGGCUCGUCUUGGAUGUCAAGAGGGUGCCAUCACUGCCUUGGAUUUCAGCGCUUCAGGGCUUUCCAUCGCUACUGGUUCUGAGACAGGCAUGGUUCAGCUAUUUGAUCUGCGUCGCCCUGUUCCUCUCUUGACCAAGGACCAAGGCUACGGCUUCCCGAUCAAGAAGCUGAUUCACAUGACCACUGCCUCGCAAGAGAAGAAGAUUCUAUCUGCCGACAAGAGAAUCAUCAAGAUCUGGGAUGAGACCGAUGGCACGCCAUGGACUUCAGUCGAGCCUAUCGUUGAUCUCAACGACAUUGCUUGGUGCAAGGACACCGGUAUGCUUCUUACGGCCAAUGAAGGCAAGUCACAGCAUUCCUUCUUCGUUCCCAGCUUGGGACCAGCCCCAAGAUGGUGUUCGUUCCUCGACAACAUGGUCGAGGAGAUGGCGGAGGAGGUCCGCUCGGAGACGUACGACAACUACAAGUUCUUGACGCUGCCCGAACUCAAGCAACUAAGCAUGGAGCAUCUUAUCGGCAAAACCAAUCUGCUCCGGCCGUACAUGCAUGGAUACUUCGUCGCAUCGAAGCUCUACGAGCAGGCUCGCCUCAUCGCGAACCCAUACGUCUGGGAAGAGGAGAGGACAAAGCGUAUCAAGGAGAAGGUCGAGAAGGAGCGCGCCAGCAGAAUCAGAGGCAACAAGAAGGUCAAGGUCAACCAAAAGCUCGCCGACAAGCUCCUCAAGAAGCAGGAGAACAGAGAGGUUGUGGACACCCAGGCCGGCCUUCUCGGCGACGACCGUUUCAGCAAGCUCUUCGAGGACGAGGCCUUCACCGUCGACGAGUCCACCUACGAAUUCCGUGCUCUCAACCCCAGUACCAAGGUUGCCGCCAAGGAUACUCACGAGAUUGGUGUCAGUUCUGCUGCACGCCCUGUGGUAGACUCGGGCCCGAAGGGUCUCGGAAAGAAGGCUACCCAGGAAUACGAAAUGAAAAUAUCUUCUUCCAACCAGAAGCAUGGGAUGGAGAAAGACACCGCCCUCGGUACCAGGGUGCACAAGUCGGGCCGCAUCAAUAAGACGAACCGUGGAGAUGCGUACGGCGAGAAGGCGGUCACGUUUGUUCCGCAAGGCAAGAAGAAGCAUGGCGGACAGCAGCCCGAUCACCACGACGACUCGAGGCCUCGGGAUCACAAGAACAACGCGAGAAGAAGCGCCAGCACAAACACAUUCCGAAGGCUAUGAGGAGAAAAGCUACAACAUCUCUGGGGAAAUAAUAAUGGUACAAGGAAGAAGAUUCUCUACGCCGCACGCAGACCCAUGAUCGUCAACCAUCCAUCCAGUCUCGGCCUCCUCAGCAAAUGAAUCCAUUACACCAGCACCAGGCCAGUUGGCGGCUUGCAACCUCGAGAUCCAAGCACCCUCUACUUCCUCCUUCUCCUCAUUUGCGACCCCAUCUCAUCAACUUGCGCUUCGACUCGGCCUGUGCGAGACCUUUUUCGAGAUCCUCUGGCCGAAGUCUGGGUGUCGGCGGCACGUCAUCAGCCAGUCUCGCGCGGCCGCGGUGGCUGCGUGGCGGGGACGAAGACUCCUUGACGGAUCUGGGAAACUCGGUCCUCCGCGGCGUGAGAGCGGUAACGACUUUCCUGGCAGACUUGCGCAUGGUCUCCCGGAUUUUCCAUUCACGCUUCUUGGCUACGUAGAACAAGACGGCCAUGCCGACUGUGCGGGGCAAAAGGCGGGUUAGCAAAACGGCGUUAAGCAGGAGUUUGGGCCUUUUCUUCUUCGUUUCUUUCUCUUUCUUGCAAAGAGGGUUUUAACAUACUUCCGAGAGCGCCAACUACAGAGACAACCACGAUGAUGGCAACCAUGGCUUCGUGGGACAGGUUGACCGCCCCGGGGCUGUCGCCAGAUGCCCCAGCCUCAGUAUCGACCCCGUUUCCAGACGAACUGGCAUCGCCGGGGGUGUCUGGGAAAUAAGUCUCGGUCGCCAAAGGGAAAAAGUUGGAGGUUGUGGCCGACAUGGUGAAGGCUAAAAUGCCGCUCAAGGGGGCAAGUGUUAGGAAGGGCUGCAAGAAGGUUCAAGGGGCGCAGACAAGACAGAGUGGGAAGAGAAAAAAGGUGAAAACGGCGUCAGAAUCGUAUGAGUAGAGUAAGAAAACAAGCUGAACCAAAAUCGAAAAGAUACCCGGUGCCACGAACGUGGCCCAACCCACACUAUUUACAUCGU